AUGGAGAAGGCCGUGGCCACGCGCCGGCCGAGCCCGCUGCUGCUGCCGACGCCGGUCGUCGCCGUGACGGUGCAGGGCCACGCGCUCGUGCUCAAGGAGGCGCGCGUUGGUAGCCGGCGCCGGCUCAACCUCGACACGAUGAUGAGCCGCCGGCCGUACCACGUCGUCUUUGACCUGCUCGUGUCGGACGCGUCGACCGGUCCGCCCGAGACCAUCCACCGGUCGUACGCGCAGUUUCAGUCGCUGCACCAUCAACUGCGCAAGAAAUACCCGCGGUCGCCGCUUGUGGCCUUGCCGUCGAUGAAGCUCGGGCGGUUUGACAGCGCGUACAUCCAGCUCAAGUACCCUGAGCUCGAGCUCUUUCUGCAGCAGCUUUUGAGCCUCGAGUGCAUCUCGACGAGCGACCUCCUCCGGCAGUUCUUUCGCGACCCGACGCCCGCCGCGUCCGACGGCAGCGACGACGACGACGUGCUGCCGCCGAAUGAUGCGACCACCGUCACGAUUCGGAAAGGCCAAUCGUACUCGGUGUCGCUCGAGAUCCCGAGUGCGCACGCGGCCGUCGCAUACCAGUUCGCCACGCGCAAGCACGACAUUGGCUUCUCGAUCUCGCUCAACGACGACACGCUUCAAGUCUACUCGCGCGAGGCUGCGCUCAAGGGCCUCGUGCGCUGCCCGACGCCCGGGCUCUGCACGCUCACGUGGGACAACUCGUACGUCUGGCACCGGUCCAAGGUGGUCACAUACCACGCCGAAGUCGUCGCCAAGUCGCCGCGCUCGCAGUCGCCCAAGCCGCGCAGUGCUGAGACGUCCCGUGCCAGCGACACGAGCGCCGAGACACCGACAGGCUAUAUUGAACACGUCCACCGAGCGCCGAUCCUGCUGUCGCCGCGGCGCCUCGUGCACACGUCAAUGCGCAAGAUCAUUGGCUGGUCCAAGCCCGAGCCGUGGCUCAAAGCCGGCCCGAUGAUCAUCCAGCGCCGCCAGACGAAGCUCAAGCACGCGCUUCUGCACGGCGGCGGCGAGUCGUGGUACCGCAAGUGGUUUACGCUCGACGGCAACAAUGGCAUCCUUCGAUGCUACGACAAUCAAGCGUCCGUGACACGGGAGGGUCCCCAAGGCCGCUUGAAACUGGCGUCGGCCGAGGCCUCGUUGUCGGUCGUUGACGCCCGGCACCUCCAUGGCCCGACACCGUUUGUGUUUACUGUGAGCCGCGGCAAAGUCAUGUGGAUUCUGUGCACAGAGAGCGAAGACGACUUUGUGAGCUGGCGCCAAGCCAUUUCCAAGUCGAUCUUUCUCGUGAGCUGGGCGACCAAGCACGAAAUCGGCGCCAAGUCGGACGACGAUGACGACGAAGUAAGCGAAAACGACGACGACGACGAUGGAGCCGACGAGGAGACGACGUCGCUAUUAGCACCACCCACGGCCACUGAUGGCCCUUCGAUUUCACCCCACGAUGUACGGGCGCCAGGCGGUCGCAAGACGAGCACACUCUACGUGCUGCUUCUGGCGCUCAACGCUACCGUGGGCUUUCUCAUGUGGAGCCAUUGGAUCCUCUUUUGGUCGGUCGUCGUUGCCUUCAACGGCAUCGUCGUGUACCAAAUCUUGUACGAGUUCGACGACGACGGCAGUGCGACCAAGAAGGUGCAUUGA
This is a messenger RNA of Saprolegnia diclina VS20, 1650 nucleotides long. RefSeq lists its product as hypothetical. The record is from RefSeq and is a predicted model, not a curated record. Gene Ontology annotation, molecular function: phosphatidylinositol binding. Bases 1 to 1650 code for a protein of 549 amino acids. The transcript is spliced from 6 exons. Lineage: Eukaryota; Oomycota; Saprolegniomycetes; Saprolegniales; Saprolegniaceae.